This is a messenger RNA of Gracilinanus agilis (Agile Gracile Mouse Opossum), 600 nucleotides long. Its product is annotated as ventricular zone-expressed PH domain-containing protein homolog 1-like. The coding region runs from base 1 to 597 and encodes 198 amino acids. Gene Ontology annotation, molecular function: phosphatidylinositol-5-phosphate binding. Lineage: Eukaryota; Metazoa; Chordata; Mammalia; Didelphimorphia; Didelphidae. Gene Ontology annotation, biological process: regulation of signal transduction. The record is from RefSeq and is a predicted model, not a curated record. Gene Ontology annotation, cellular component: plasma membrane. The transcript has 4 exons.
AUGAGGCUCUCUGUGAUAUGGCUGGUGAAAGGCUGCUACUUAAUCCUGGGGGUAACAGAGAAGAGCCAUUUAUGCGAAUGGUCAAAUAGAGGCUUCCCAGAUUCGGAGCUGGACCAGGUGCAGCAACAUCUGGAGGAAGUGAGAUUCUUUGACUUGUUUGGCUUCAGUGAAGAAGCCGGCGCGUGGCAAUGUUUCAUGUGCAAUAAUCCAGAAAAAGCGACAGUUGUAAAUCAAGAUGGCCAACCUCUCAUGGAAGGAAAACUGAAAGAGAAACAAGUCAGAUGGAAGUUCAUUAAAAGAUGGAAAACACGUUAUUUUACCCUGGCGGGUAAUCAACUUCUAUUUAGGAAAGGAAAGUCUAAAGACGACACGGACGACUGCCCCAUCGAACUGAGCAAAGUCCAGAGCGUCAAGAUCGUGGCCAAGAAGCGCAGGGACCGCAGCCUUCCCCGGGCCUUCGAAAUCUUUACGGACAACAAGACCUACGUGUUCAAGGCCAAAGACGAAAAGAAUGCCGAAGAGUGGCUUCAGUGCAUCCACGUGGCAGUGGCUCAGGCCAAAGAAAGGGAGAGCAGAGAAGCCACCACGUACCUGUAGCCA